AUGAAGACUCUGACUCUCCUCUCCAUCUGCGCUCUUCUGUCGGUGUGCUGGUCCAUGGGUGUUGCACCUGUUGCUGACCCUGCUGCUGACCCUGCUGCUGACCCUGCUGCUGACCCCGCUGCUGCCCCUGAUUCAUCCUCCUCAUCCUCUGACUCCUCUGACUCCUCUGACUCUUCUUCCUCCUCUGAGUCCGAUUCAGCCUCAUCCUCUGAAUCUGACUCAAACUCCUCCUCAGACUCGUCAUCUGACUCGGCAGCAACUGACUCCUCUGAUUCUUCCUCUUCCUCUUCAUCCUCCUCAUCCUCCUCAUCUUCAUCAGAGUCAACCAGUACUGAAGCUCCUGAGGUGAUUGUGAAGAGAGACCUGGCUGCUGUUCUCCUGAGGAGAAGACGAGCUGCCCCAGCAGGAGACCUCUCCCCUCUUCAGUUAGAAAGCCUUAGAGAGGUAUGUGAGCUGAACGUUGCCUGUGACGAGAUGGCUGACACCGCUGGUAUCGUUGCAGCAUACAACGCCUACUAUGGACCUGUCCCCUUCUAA
Messenger RNA from Scomber japonicus (chub mackerel), 537 nucleotides. It is a transcript of the gene bglapl, whose product is annotated as bone gamma-carboxyglutamate (gla) protein, like. Gene Ontology annotation, cellular component: extracellular region. Gene Ontology annotation, molecular function: calcium ion binding; hydroxyapatite binding; structural constituent of bone. NCBI's taxonomy places the organism in Eukaryota, Metazoa, Chordata, Actinopteri, Scombriformes, Scombridae. The record is from RefSeq and is a predicted model, not a curated record. The coding region runs from base 1 to 537 and encodes 178 amino acids. Gene Ontology annotation, biological process: osteoblast differentiation; response to vitamin K; bone development. The transcript has 5 exons.